Molecule: messenger RNA, 3952 nt
Organism: Arachis duranensis
Lineage: Eukaryota; Viridiplantae; Streptophyta; Magnoliopsida; Fabales; Fabaceae
Product: probable serine/threonine-protein kinase SIS8
Biological process (GO): protein phosphorylation
Molecular function (GO): protein kinase activity; ATP binding
Source: RefSeq, a predicted model, not a curated record
UCUCUCUGUGUGCUGUCUUAGCCUGUUCUACUGAUGAAUGAACCUUUAAUGCUCUCUUCUACACUCAUAGCAUGUUCCUACUCGUUUUCUGUUCUGCUUAGAAAAGCUCAUUUCUUUCUCAAUCUGGGGUGUGCUCACUGAUUCUUCUUAUUUCUUUUUCUUUUUAAUUUUUCUUUUUAUAAAGGUGGUGGUGGUGGUGCACAACAACAACAACUGAAGUUGGUGUAGUUUGAGGCUGCACAUGCUGCUAGCUUUGGAUAUUUCUCUGUUGUUGUCUUCAACAUUUAGCAUCUAUCCAUUGUUCUUGUCUGGUGCAAAGGGAACUGCUCCAUUUCAAUACAAGAAUCUCAAAAGGGUAUUGCUUGGAGAAAGAAACCCUGAAUAUUGCUCUUUGGAUUUUGACGUUGUUUUGUAUCUGUGUUUAAGAGCUUUUUUGCCAAAACCAUAAAAAAAAAAGAAGAAAAGAAGCUUCUUUGCAUAGUUAUUUGGCUACCCUUCUUUGAGAAAUAAGAUUUUGGAUUUGAUGCUUGGUCGAAGAUCAUUAUGGAGAUGUUUCCAAUUCUCUAGCAUUCAGAACUAUAAUAGCUCAGUGGAAAGAUAUGAAGAAUAUUCUGAAGAAGCUUCAUAUCAUGAAUGAACAAGGUUCCUCUUCUUCUUCAUCAUCUAAAGGCAACAGCAACAACAAGAAGUCCAGUGGUGGAACAUCUUCAUCCUCUAAGAAUAAUAAGCUUUUAGAAUCUCGGUCCCCUCAAAGUUCUGAGCAUAAACCCUUCUCUGGCCUCUCCAAUUGGUUGCAUUCUGUUGCUAAUAGGCAGAGUCCUAGUCCUCCAUCUUCAAACCAAGCAGGAGGGGAGAGAAUGGAGCAAUCUGAUACAGCGAGUAGUGCCGGUUUAGAGGUUGUUUCGGCCUCAGCUGGGCGCGAUUCGGAGUCUAGUAACUCCAGGGAUCCAGAAGUGGAGGAGGAGUAUCAGAUACAAUUGGCUCUGGAGCUAAGUGCAAAGGAGGAUCCUGAGGCUGUGCAGAUUGAAGCUGUUAAGCAGAUCAGUUUAGGGUCUUGUGAUCCUGAUAAUACGCCGGCUGAAGUCGUGGCCUACCGAUACUGGAAUUACAAUGCUCUUGGUUAUGAUGACAAGAUCUUGGAUGGUUUCUAUGAUCUCUAUGGGAUUUUAACCGAGUCAACCUCUUAUAGAAUGCCUUCGCUUGUCGAUCUGCAAGGAACACUGGCCUCAGGUAGUGUCACAUGGGAAGCUGUCUUGGUCAACAGGGCUGCUGAUUCUAAUUUGUUGAAACUCGAGGAAAGAGCCCUGGAGCUGACAAUCACGCCAACGGGACCCAGCAUGGAAGUAGUUAUAGAUAGCAAUUUAGUGGGCAAGCUUGCGGUGUUAGUGGCUGAUUAUAUGGGUGGUCCAGUUGGAGAUCCAGAAAGCAUGACAAGAGCAUGGAAGAGUCUUAGUUAUAGUCUGAAAGCAACCCUUGGCAGUAUGGUUUUGCCACUCGGUUCUCUAACGAUUGGAUUGGCUAGGCAUCGUGCAUUGUUAUUUAAGGUUCUAGCGGAUGGUUUGGGAAUCCCAUGCCGGUUGGUGAAAGGACAGCAGUAUACCGGCUCUGACGAUGUAGCAAUAAAUUUUGUCAAGAUUGAUGAUGGAAGGGAGUACAUUGUUGACCUGAUGGCAGAUCCCGGGACACUUAUUCCAUCCGAUGCAACUGGAUCACACAUUGAAUAUGUUGAAUCUUCUUUUGUGGCAACUCCUUCAUCAAGAAACCUUGAUUCCUCUCAUGUAGCAUCAUUGAACAGUGGUGUUGAAAGUUCAUCUGAGGAAACAUCAGAGUUCGGCAUGUUGGACAAAGGGAACAAUAUAUCUAAACAUUUUUUGCAUUCAGGGAAAGAAUCUGGUAUGAGCAGACUUGCUACGAGGACUGAAGAUUCAGUAGGACCCUUGAGUGAAUCAACUAGUCCCCAUAAUGUUGAGAAGAUCACCGGGCGGGAAGCUCCAAAUAGACCGAAUCAACGAUAUGCACAUGCAAGAUCUCCUUCUUGGACUGAAGGGAUUAGUUCCCCUGCCGUGCGCAGAAUGAAAGUCAAAGAUGUUUCAUUAUAUAUGAUUGAUGCUGCCAAGGAAAAUCCUCACUUAGCUCAAAAACUACAUGAUGUUUUACUUGAAAGUGGUGUCAUUGCUCCUCCAAAUUUAUUUUCUGAAAUUUAUCACGAGUUAGGCUCCCCAACUGAAGAAAAAGAUGAACACAAACCAGAAAGUGGACAACAAGAGACUCAGGUUGAUGAAAGUCUCGGUCCUACUUUGCCUCACCACAGAGUUCAUCCGAAAGGAAGUUCAAGCAUCCAGCCGGAGCACUCUAAGCCUGUAGAAGGUUUAGGAAUAAACCUUCCUCUUGAUCCGAAGUUAGCAGCUGUACAACAUACACCAUCCCAGGUAACAUAUGGGAAAAAUGUUCCAGUUGCGGCGGCUGCAGCAGCAGCAGCUGCUGUUGUUGCUUCCUCUAUGGUAGCUGCUGUAGCAAAGUCAAACACUGACUCGACCAUUGAUCUUCCAGUAGCUGCAGCAGCCACUGCAACUGCUGCAGCUGUAGUAGCAACCACUGCAGCUGUCAGCAAACAGUAUGAGCAAGGCAGUCGAAGUGACGGGGACAUGGAUGGCACUGGUUAUGAGCCAAAGGGUAGUGGUGAUGGUGAGAAUAUUGUGGUAGGAGCAAAUUCAGAAGGUGACAGAAUAUCUGAUAGAUCUAUAGUAAGCAAUGACAGUACAAAAUCUGAUUUUACAUUAGAUGAUGUUGCCGAGUAUGACAUUCCGUGGGAGGAAAUCACACUGGGUGAACGUAUCGGACUUGGAUCGUAUGGAGAGGUAUACCGUGGUGAAUGGCGUGGAACAGAAGUUGCUGUAAAAAGAUUUCUUGAUCAAGAUAUAUCUGGUGAAUCACUUGAAGAAUUCAAAAGUGAGGUUCAAAUAAUGAAAAGACUGAGGCAUCCAAAUGUUGUUCUCUUCAUGGGAGCCGUUACUCGACCUCCGAAUCUUUCUAUUGUUACUGAAUUUCUUCCCAGAGGAAGUUUGUACAGACUAAUUCAUCGACCAAACAAUCAAUUAGAUGAGCGAAGGCGGUUGAGGAUGGCCCUCGAUACCGCCCGAGGAAUGAACUAUUUGCACAACUGCACUCCAGUGAUUGUACACCGUGAUUUGAAGUCACCAAAUCUUCUUGUUGAUAAAAAUUGGGUUGUGAAGGUAUGUGAUUUUGGCUUAUCAAGAAUGAAGCAUAGUACAUUCCUUUCUUCCAGAUCAACUGCAGGAACAGCCGAGUGGAUGGCGCCUGAAGUGUUAAGAAAUGAACCUUCAAAUGAAAAGUGCGAUGUUUAUAGCUUUGGAGUCAUAUUAUGGGAGCUCUCUACUUUGCAACAGCCCUGGGGUGGAAUGAAUCCGAUGCAAGUUGUGGGUGCUGUUGGUUUCCAGCAUCGUCGCCUUGACAUUCCAGAUGAUAUGGACCCUGCCAUCGCGGAUAUUAUCAAGCAAUGCUGGCAGACAGAUCCAAAGUUGAGACCUACAUUCGCUGAAAUAAUGGCAGCGCUGAAGCCGUUGCAGAAGCCUAUCAUUGGUUCUCAAUCUCAAGUGCCGAAACCGGGUAGGCAUGAGAAGGCUCAGUCAUCAAGAGUUGGUGCAGACUCAGCAGGAUAGGAAACAAGUAUACAGCUAACCAUAUCUUUGUUCGUUUUUGCUGAUAAAGUAAAUGAUGGGAAGACAAGUUGUAUAGUAUUUUUGCUCAUUCACUCUUGUGAUUCUUUUCAGUCUUGUCCCUUUUCUUUCCUUUUUUUAUUUCUUUCUUUCCAUUUUCUUUUAAAAUGUUUUUUGCAAUCUGCAGUGGAGUCAUUAUCAGGUUGUACCAUUUGUUUGUAAACAAUUCUUUUGUAAUUUUGUUAUAAUCAAUUCUAAAUUUUGAUGUGCAUAAA